Messenger RNA from Blepharisma stoltei, 1229 nucleotides. NCBI's taxonomy places the organism in Eukaryota, Ciliophora, Heterotrichea, Heterotrichida, Blepharismidae. The record is from the annotation of a GenBank genome assembly.
AUGUCGGACUCAAAAAAUCAUAAAUCAAAAUCACGAAUUUCAAAAGCAAUUGAAUCAGUUUUUUCUUACAAAGGAUUAAAUAAUCUUACUCUCCCCCCCCCUCGAAGUUCGACCAAGAUUUUUUUGGUCGAACUUCGAGGGGGGUUAAGAAAAAUUUUUUUAAAAACAAUUAUAUAGAAUUUUUUUUAUAUAAUUUAGUAGUUAAAAAAAAAAAUUUAUCAUAUUCUUCUGUAUGGUUGAGAGGGUGUAGGGUUAGAAAAAAUAGUGCAAGAUGGUUUUGUAACGCUUUUUUAGAGCUUGAAUACAAAAAUCGCAAGCUCACCCCCACAUAGUUUAAAAAUUUUUGAAAAAUUGCUUAUUUUCCUAGUAAAUUUAUAUAGGUCUUGGUCGAACUUUAAGGGGGGUUUAAUUUUCCAAAAAAAUAGGAAUUUCCCCUAUAUCUUGGUCGAACUUCGAGGGGGGGAGUUAAUGGUGCAUAUGUUGAGUCAAAAAUUGAAGAAAUCCAAAAAACAAAAAAAUUUAUUAGAAAAGAGUUUUUAGCAAGCUCAUUAAAUAACUUAUUUGUUCCAGAGAAAGGGAAAAAAUCUAUAAAAGCAGAGCAUUUUGCUCCCAUCACUUCUUUUGCAGUUCUGACACCAAAAUUGCGUGGCUACCAUUUAUUUUCAUCAAGAACUUUACCGUCUCAAUUUUUAAGAACCCCAGAAAAAGUUAUAAACAACUUAACCAAAAAAAUCUAUGACGACCAAAAAGAUAUUCCUUUUCCACUAACUUUAUCAAUAAAAAAGAAGCCUAAAAGUAAAAAACGCCUGAAAAAUCCUUUUCCUGUAACUAGAACUGAAGACACUUCUCCAAUAAUAGCAAUUGAAAAUUUUCAAGCUGGUCAAAGGGCUCGUACAGCAGAGCCUACAAACAGACAAAAAUUAAGCUAUGGAGGAUCAAUGAGCCCUGAAAUCAAUAAUUUUGGAUCUACAUUUCAUUCAACAGUUAAACCAAAAACCAGCUCUGGCACAAGGUCUUCUGAAGAAAUUUUUAUGAAUAUUUCAGCCUCUUGUAAUGAUUUAUUGCAAUUAAACAAGAAAAGUAAAAAAGCAAUAGCAAGAAAAACGAAAAAUUUGAGACGAGGAAUGAAUAGGUGUAAAAACUAUACAACAUUAAUUGAUCAAAGCAAUAAAAGAGCUAGUUAUUUUAUUUUGCAUCAGAAGUACGCUAGCUGUGAUAGACCACUUUAA